Molecule: messenger RNA, 801 nt
Organism: Phragmites australis (common reed)
Lineage: Eukaryota; Viridiplantae; Streptophyta; Magnoliopsida; Poales; Poaceae
Exons: 3
Coding region: 1-801 (266 amino acids)
Source: RefSeq, a predicted model, not a curated record
AUGGCUGUGGCAGCUUCGGCUCUAGCUGCGGGUCUUCCUACUAGCACCGUGCCCAUACCCCCUGUGACCAACAGCCACACUAUGCCAUCUGCUUUUGUUGAUUCUUCCAACCGCUUCGCCUCCUACCUGCUGCAGCUUGGUUUUGUUGAAGCCAAGUCCAACACCUCACCGUUCAUCUACCGCCAUGAGGGUGAGACGAUCUACUUGCUUCUCUAUGUUGACUACAUUGUGUUUACUGCCUCCUCCACCAGAGUUCUCUGCCGCACCAUUGACGCACUGCAGUGUGAGUUCUCGAUGAAGGACCUUGGCCCUUUGGAGCAUUUUCUCGGCAUCUCUGUCACUCGCAGUUCGGGUAGCAUGUUUCUCUCUCAGCGGCAGUACACUCUUGAGAUCUUGGAGCGUGCGGGCAUGACUGCUUGCAAGCCGUGUAGCACUCUAGUUGACACUCAGUCCAAGGUCUUGUCUGAUGGCGCUCCUGUUGAGGAUGUGACUUUCUACCAGAGUUUGGUUGGCGCUCUCCAGUACCUCACGUUCAUGAGAUCUAACAUUGCUUAUGCUGUCCAGCAGGUCUGCCUCUACAUGCACGAUCCCAGGGAGCCGCACCUUGAUGCUGUUAAGCGCAUUAUGCGCUACUUGUGCGGCACUGUUGACUACGGCCUUCGUCUUCACCGCGCCCCCGUGUCCGACUUAGUGGUCUACUCCGACGCCGGCUGGGUGGGUUGCCCCGAUACACUCAAGUCCACCUCGGGCUAUGCUGUGUUUCUAGGCGACAACCUCGUCUCCUGGUCCUCCAAGCGCUAA